AUGGAAGGAGAGCUUGGGUGGGUUUUGGUGGAAAUGCGGUCACAAAGGGAUGGACCACCCGAAGCUUUAAGAGUCUCUGUGGGAAAUCCCCUUGAUUCACAACAAGAUAUCAUCAUCAAUCCACCAUCAAACUCUUUCCAGGAUCCUUCUAUUCAUUUUGACUCCCCACCACCUUAUGAAUGGAUGGAACGACCUCGAAGUCAAUUGACUGGUACUCCUGAAUGGUUGGCUGGAACAUCAUCGAGAUCAAUGAGACACAGUCCCGGCUGGAGUCGUAACCCUCGUCCUUUAUCGACAGCUCCCCAUUCUCCUGCUUCUCAUUUCCGUACGAUGGAGGCUUCGUUGCCUUCGGAUUCUCAGUUUCCAACUCUUCGACUUGCUCAUUCACCUUUAUCUCUACAUGAGCUUUCAUCCACUGGUGAGCUCAAUGGAAACCUUUUAAAAAUUGAUUCUUCAUAUGCUACAGGACCACGAACUCAUUCAAACAGAACGAUAAAUCAGAAAAAUUCGAUCGGUGGCACUCUUCCGAAUACGAGUCGAUCACAAACACAACCACUUAUUGUUCACAGAGAGUACUUAAAUGGAACGCCACCUGAGGACCGUAUCUCGACAUCAACUUUUGAGCGUCGAGGUGCACGACAAGCUUCUUUUAUGGCUGCCAUUGCUGGGGGUACAAAACAAAAGAUCAAGCAAACAAUCUCUGCAGAUGCAGGAUCACACACAAGAUUUCAUCGCCGAGAAAGCCUUCGAGCUGCAAUGGAAGAAAAAGAAAAAGACGAGGACGAGAAAGUCUUUCAACGAGUGAUCAAUCCAAAUUUUGAGAAUAAUCAAAGCAAAAGAAAGCUGCAAAUUGUGGAGAUUGAUUCAUUGGAGACAGCUGGUUCAACGGUGCAUGUCACUUUAAGAAGUCCACCAGCUAGAGGACGACGACAUCGACGCAAUCGUGAGGGUUCUUCAUCGGUACGUGUCACGUCGAAACAAACGAGCCGAUCCCUUCUCGAGCCACCUCCCUCCUCCGAAAUGCCUACAUUAUUAGGGGAAUCGCAAUCGGUGCCCGCGUCCCCGAUGCGCCGUCCUCGGCCAAAGUCCUAUGUUUUGGCCACUUCCUCAUCGUUUCCCCUCACCAUCGAAAACGAUGAACACAGACGAGUGCCUUCAUUUCCGUCAGUGGAAUCGUUGGAGCGCCGGCGUCCGGGAGCUCCUCAUCCACCAGCCACGCAGCGUAUCACUCGAUUCAUCCAACUUUUCUCUCAUCAUGAUAACCAAAAAAGUUCUGAAGAAAAACAAUCACAAACAAAGAGACAUGCUCCAUUGAAAAGAUCGAGAACUACGGGUCCACCGGCGAAUCGAGUUCCAUUAUCUCCUCCAAUUCCUGUCCAAGCGUCAGCUGUCUAUCGACAAGGAUUAUUGCAACAUCAAGAGCAUCCGAUUGGUGUUGCUUCGAGACGCGUUCGUCCCUCGCAAUGGGAACAACGAUGGGCUGUUCUUGCUGGGAAAACUCUUCAUUUGUGUAAACAACUUAGCAGCUAUAUCUCUGAUAAAACAAAGGAAAAGAUUUACUCGGUGCCUGCAGAUUCAGUCUCAAUCGAGGUUUCGUCGGCGAUUAUUGAUAUCGCUUACGAUGCACUUAAAAGAGAUGGACAAAAGCAUGUGGUUCGAGUGGUCACUCUGCAACACAGAGAACACCUACUGCAGACACAAAAUGAAGAAGACAUGCUCUCAUGGAUAGCCGCUCUACAAAAAGCGGCCACUUUAUAUGUGGAAGAAGCAGCCGAGCAACAACAAAGGCCUCUGUCCACCACCACUCACUCAGAGCAAUCGCUAGCUUCCUGUUCCUCAUCGUCGGAAGGAGUGUUGAGCGGAGGAGUUUCGGUGCGGCAUGUGGGAACAGGUACAGCAAGUGCACCCCCACUUCCAUCGAUUCCUUUAUAUCCGAUCCGUGCCUCCCAGCCACAACACCCCGAUCGAGCCACUCAACAAUUGAUCAUGCAUAGGUACAAAGCAAAAUCCUCACAAUUGGGCUCACCAAUGGCCAAACGGGUUUCCGAUGGCCACCACGAGGGACAAGCUGGGACAAGUGCCUCGACGUCCACCGAUCACGAGGCACCACCAAGUGGAAAUGGUCAAUGCGCCAACGAAACGGCAACCACACCGAAAACGUUGCGCAAAGGAUGGAAAAAGCCGAAAGCUUCGAAACAGACGAGUGCCGCUGGACCGCCAUCAUAUCAUGACCGUGACAAGCCAAACAAUGCACUUGGGUUGAAGAUCGGUGACUGUCAAACGGCAGGGAAUGGCGAUUUGGUACCAUUGAUUGUGCGUUUGUGCGUGAGAGUGGUGGAAGCACACGGGAUGGAGACUGUGGGCAUCUAUCGAAUUCCGGGAAAUACAGCCGCUGUGAAUGCUCUAAAAGAGACUCUCAAUCAGGGUUUUGAUAACCUGGACUUCAACGAUUCUCGGUGGAAAGAUGUGAAUGUGGUGUCAUCGUUGUUAAAGAUGUUCCUACGAAAGUUGCCCGAGCCUCUUCUCACCGAUAAACUUUACCCAUUCUUCAUUGAUGCCAGUCGGAUGAUAAAUCAUGCUCAAAGACUUCAUAAACUCAGAAAUCUGUUACGGAAACUUCCCAGAGCCCACUACGAUACGUUGAAGCAUUUGAUGACUCAUCUCAGAGCUGUCACUAUGCAUUCUGAAGUUAAUAAGAUGGAAUGCCGUAAUCUUGCCUUAAUGUUUGGCCCAUCGAUUGUGCGUCCCUCUGAUGACAAUAUGGCCACGAUGGUCACACAUAUGUCGGAUCAAUGCAAAAUCAUCGAGUCUUUUAUCAAUUAUUAUAUUUGGAUGUUUGAUGACGCGGGAACGGUGGACGACGCGGUACCCGAGAUGAUUCAAACCGAGCCAGUCCCUCCGCCCGGCGGUGCUCAUGGAUUGGAUGCUGGCCCUGCAGGCGUGUCCACGACUUCUUUCAAUGACAUGCAUAAUUUGAUUCGACGGGCGAAUGAGGAACAGGCAGCCGAUAUGAUGAAGGAGCAAAGUCGUGCCGGAAAGAUUAAAAAUAUACUCAAUGUUCGCCGCAAUUCGCAAAGGAAAAAAGAAAAGGGGCGCCUGAAAAUCGAGAGCACAGCACCUGCCGCCAUGAAUCCCCUUCCAUCGGCGAAUGUUCUGCCAUCUCGACCGGGCAAUUUGUACACCGUGCCUCCGCCAAUCCCUACAUCGAGCGCAUUGGAUACGAUUUUCUGUGGAUCCUAUCAAGAGCGGGAUAUCGAUGCCGAGAUUGCCUCCAGACAAACCGUUUCUCCACUUGCAUCUACUGUUGAUCAAUCUCCAUCACUUGAGUCAUCGCUUGGUUCUUUGCCUGAUACAUCGAGGACAGCGCCAGAGUUGAGUGAAAGAGAUCGAGAGUUAGAUGACAUUGAAAGAAGGAAACGACGACAAGAGAGUCUUUCUUCUGCUCGUCGAAUCUUUAUUGCAGGCAGUGCGGCGGCUGCUGAAAAAGUGUCGAAUGUUGAAAGUGUUGAUUCACUCGUUUCAGACACUCAACAACUUCAUGUUGCUGACAGUCCAGUGCUAGAGGUACUUUCGGAAGCAACUCGCGAAAAAAUUCGUCGCUUUCAAUCGGGCGCAACUUUCACAAACGCGGAGAGAAGUCGAAGAACAGAUACAAUAGCUAGAUUGCGAGAAGCACGAGAGCGAAGUCGAGAGACAGCAUCGUUAGGAGAGCCACGUUUGUGGGGAACAACCGGAGCCCCACUCGUCCACACCAAGCAAAGUCCAUCAAGAGAAGACGCUCUCUCUUUCUCCUCGUCACUCUCCACCGCCUCUUCACUGCCUCUUUCCGCACCAAUGACAGUAAAUGUGCCUCUUGGGACGGCGAGCAGUGAUUAUGCGAGUGAGGAUGUGUCACCGUGUACAAGACAGGAAUCAGCUUCACCAAAAAGGCCACGUCAACUAGCACUUGGUGGGGAAACAAGAUGCGAGCAAAAGAUCAAGAUGAGGAAUCGAGCAGCAAAAGAUCCAAAGAGACGUCACACUUUAACUGACAUGGAUAUACUUCGCGAUUCGACCACUUUCGGCAAGCUGGCUCGAUGGUUGGGCAUUAGAAAGUCAUCACCGGACGUUCGAGAAGAAGGGAAUCUGUUAGAAGAGAAAGGUGAAGAGAAGACAAAAGAAGAAACGGUUGCUAGAAAAGUGGAAUCGAAUGGAAUGGGAAGUGCUCGGAGUGGACGGGCGCUCCCUCCAGCCAUCACUCGGACUUCACCCGCCGAGCUCACUCCAGCCAGCGAAGAUGAACAACUU
Molecule: messenger RNA, 4287 nt
Organism: Mesorhabditis belari
Lineage: Eukaryota; Metazoa; Nematoda; Chromadorea; Rhabditida; Rhabditidae
Source: the annotation of a GenBank genome assembly